Messenger RNA from Drosophila albomicans, 12048 nucleotides. It is a transcript of the gene Imp, whose product is annotated as insulin-like growth factor 2 mRNA-binding protein 1. The transcript is spliced from 7 exons. The coding region runs from base 1600 to 3537 and encodes 645 amino acids. Lineage: Eukaryota; Metazoa; Arthropoda; Insecta; Diptera; Drosophilidae. The record is from RefSeq and is a predicted model, not a curated record. Gene Ontology annotation, cellular component: nucleus; cytoplasm. Gene Ontology annotation, biological process: regulation of gene expression. Gene Ontology annotation, molecular function: mRNA binding.
CAAAGUCCGAGCAAUUCUCAGCACAAAACUCUCACAUACAUACAUUUUUUUGUCGUUUUCCACAAAACUAUUUCAAAUACCAUUUCCAAUUAUUUUCCCUUAUUUAUAAUUUUCGUUUUCCUUUUGGCACUUCAUUUAAAUUCCCCAAUUCACAUGCACUCGAUGAACUCUAUAGCCGACAUACGAAUUUCGAUCAAGCCGCAAGCAACCGAUGCAAAAAAUCUAUAGUGUCCCGAUCAAUCAAACGCAUCAAUCAAGCCAGAGACACAUCUUCAAACUGAAUGAGACAGAGAGAGAGAGACAUAGAAAGAAAGAGAGACUGAACAAAAAAGAGCGUGAGGGAGGGGAGAGAGAGAGAGAGAGCGCGUGAAAGUGGGAGCGUGAGCUGCUGGCAUCAAUCAACAACUCAUCGCUCAAUCAUUUUCAGCACAGAUCUUCAAUCACAUCACCGACACCGACACUGACAUCGAUAAGCUCAUCUGGGAUCCAACUGGAGUCUGCAAUUAUUGAACGCAAAUAGACAAAUCCAUUCGCCAUCAAUCAUCUGCAGUCAAUCACUCAACUUGCAACGAAUCUGUUUUCAUCCUUUUUGGGCCAAAUUUGACACAUUUACCGCAUUUUUCAUUUCGCAUCGCAUCGUGCCACACAGCAACAACUCAUUUUUUUUUCUCUCGAAAUUCAACGGAAAAAACGUUUUUGAAAACGCGCGCGCGGGCAACAAAAAAUAAUCAACACCCAACACCACGAAAAUAAAAGAAAAAGAAAAACCAACAAAGCAAUGCAACAAAUUCAACAACAACAACAACAUCAACAAUAAUCAAUUCAUCAAUUGCACAAAAUUCGUUUUUUUUUUUUUUUUGGUUUUACAUUUCAUACGAUAUUUUCUCGGUAACGACGCGAAAACGUGAAAGGUGAAAGGACAUGACUCAAAGCGCAAAUUGAGCGAAUGAAAAAAGUAUCGAAAAUAGAAAAGCACAUCAAACAACGUCCUGUAACAAAAAAUUCAAUUUUUUUUUAAACAUUCCACGCCCCGAAAACAUCAUCAACAACAACAACGACAGGAAAAUCUGCGGAAAAAAAAAACCUCGCUCAAAAUUCUAAAGUGUGUGUGUCGCCCAAAAGUGUUUUGAUUCGAUUUCCAUUUCCAAUUCAAUUUCAAAUUUGUUGAAAGUUAACGAAGUAGAAGAGAGUAGCAAAGAAAAAGAAAAAGAAGAAAAAAGACCGCAAGCGAAAUUGUUAUUAUUGAUAAAUACACGAUAUAUAUGAUAUAUAUAUAUAGAAGAAAGCAUCUAUUUUUUUUGCACGAACUUACCGUAAAGAAAAGUUAAAUUUAUAUAUAUACAUAUAUAUAUAUCUACAAAUUGUGCUCCCCCUGUCCCCUCUCAAAGUAACAACAACAACAAGCAAAAGACGAAAGUGAAACAAAGCCAAAAUUGCAAGCAAACAAAAAGUUGAUCGAAAAAGUUUUGAAAAUACGCGCCACAACAACAGCAACAGCAAAGAAGACACACACAAGCUAAAAGCUCACAAGGAAAAGCACAAAAGCUACAAAAGCUAAUACAACAAGCAGAAGAAGAAGGUACAGUUAUAUUUCGAAAGAUGGCUUCCGAACUGGAUCAAUUCGCCGAUUUGGAAUUAUCAAAAGAGGAUCGCGAGCAAAUCUUCGAUCCGCCAUUAGACCGGCAGCAAUUGGAAGGUGCUGGCACCUCAAGUGUUACGACAUCCAAAAUCUUAAUAAGCGGCAUACCGCUGCAAACACGUUUCGAAGACAUCGAACCGCUACUGAAGCCCUAUGGCAUCGUCAAACAAUGUGAGGCUAUUUCUAGUAAGGAUCAAAAUACUCAAACAGUACAUAUAACAUUCGAAAAUCCUGAGCAGGCGCAAAGAGCUGCUGGUGGUUUGAACGGCGUCGAAUUUGAGGGCAGUAAACUGCAUGCGGAGCAAUUGGAUAAGAAUCAACGUCGCAGCCAACGCAAUCAGCGCAAUCCGUAUCCGGGAAUGCCGGGACCCGGACGCCAGGCGGACUUCCCGCUGCGCAUUCUCGUACAGAGCGAGAUGGUUGGUGCGAUCAUUGGACGUCAGGGCACCACCAUUCGCACCAUUACACAACAGAGUCGCGCCCGUGUCGAUGUGCAUCGCAAGGAGAACGUUGGCUCCCUCGAGAAGUCCAUCACGAUCUAUGGCAAUCCGGAGAACUGCACCAAUGCCUGCAAGCGCAUCUUGGAGGUGAUGCAACAGGAGGCGCUCUCCACGAAUAAGGGUGAGAUCUGCUUGAAGAUCCUUGCCCAUAAUAAUCUGAUUGGUCGCAUUAUCGGCAAGAGCGGCAACACUAUUAAACGCAUCAUGCAGGACACGGACACAAAGAUCACCGUUAGCUCGAUCAACGACAUCAACAGCUACAAUCUGGAGCGCAUCAUCACGGUGAAGGGAUUGAUUGAGAACAUGUCGAGAGCGGAAAACCAAAUCAGUACCAAACUGCGCCAAAGCUAUGAAAACGAUCUGCAGGCCAUGGCUCCACAGAGCCUCAUGUUCCCCGGCCUGCAUCCCAUGGCAAUGAUGUCGACACCGGGCAAUGGCAUGGUCUUCAACACGAGCAUGCCGUUCCCCUCGUGUCAAGGCUUUGCCAUGUCCAAGACACCGGCCAGUGUGGUGCCGCCGGCGUUCCCCAACGACAUGCAGGAGACCACCUAUCUCUAUAUACCGAAUAACGCUGUUGGCGCCAUCAUUGGCACCAAGGGCUCCCACAUACGCAGCAUUAUGCGUUUCUCGAGUGCAUCCCUCAAAAUUGCGCCCCUCGAUGCCGACAAGCCGCUGGACCAACAAACGGAGCGCAAGGUGACGAUUGUUGGGACACCGGAGGGUCAGUGGAAGGCGCAAUACAUGAUAUUCGAAAAGAUGCGCGAGGAGGGCUUCAUGUGCGGCACCGAUGAUGUUCGCCUAACUGUCGAGCUUCUUGUUGCCAGCUCUCAGGUUGGACGCAUUAUUGGCAAGGGCGGUCAAAAUGUGCGUGAGCUGCAACGUGUCACGGGUAGCGUCAUUAAGCUGCCAGAGCAUGCGCUGGCGCCACCUUCUGGCGGCGAUGAGGAAACACCUGUACACAUCAUUGGAGCAUUCUACAGCGUUCAGUCCGCACAGCGUCGAAUUCGCGCCAUGAUGCUAUCGACGAAUCCACCUCCAGUGACCAAAAAACAGAAAGCUGCCAAAGAACAACAAUUGCAACAGCAACAACAACAACAGACCUUAGCCGGUGCCUCACCAAGUGGGACUCAACAGCAGCAACAGCAACAACAGCCACAACAACAACAGCAACAGUCGCCGUCGCAGCAGCAGCCGCUGCCGCUGCAAUCGCAUCAUCAAUCGUCGGCGGCGUCGUCGUCGGCGCCACCUGCGCAUCAUCAGCAGCAGCAGGCGUCGUCGACAGCGUCUUCACAUCAAUUGCAGCAGCAGCAGCAGCAGCAACCGCAGCAGCCAUCGCCACCUCCCGGCAAUGCCGCGCCAGCAGCCGCACAGCAGCAGCUGGCGAGCUCACAGCAGUAAGCAGCAGCAGCAGCAACUGUUGCCGGGGUUAGAGGGGGAGUGGGCCAAGCAGAUGGAGCAACCCAACAACAACAACAAUAACAACAACUAUAACUACAACAGCAGCAGCAACAACUACUACAAUAACAACAACAACAACAAUAUUUACAAUAAUUAAAACAAUAAUAAUAAUAAUUAUAACAGUUGCAAUAGCUACAACUAAUUCAAUGUCAACUCACAUUCGGAUAUGUCAAGCCAAUUUCAUUUUUUGCAUUCAUCUCUUUCAACAACAACAACAACAAUAUCAACAACAACAGCAGCAACCAAGAUGCUUCCUCUAAGUCUGCAGUGUCAACACAACAACAAAAACAACAAGCAACAGCAUGUGUAUAACAGUUUAACUAUUGCCGUAUGACAGUUGCGCAUAACUGAGAGGAGUCUGGCUUGGCGUUAGCGUUUGAUCCACACAACUAUCAACUAUCAACACAAACACAGACACACACCAACACACACACACGCACACAUGCAACCCUGUUUAUUUAUUCAGCUAGAGUUGAGGAAAACUGCAAGAAUGCCGGCAGAAAACGAACGAAGAGUAACUGAAAAACCACAACAACAACAACAACAAAUUUUGAAGCUGUAGAGCAGCCCCUGCAGCAACAACAACAACAACAACAAAUAUUUGGAAAACAUCAAAACACUACAAAAUGAAAGGAAAAUAUGAAAACAACAAACAACAACAACAAAAAAAAAUAUACAAAAAUCUACAAAAAACAAAUACAAAAAUUAAGCCGUAAAAUGCAGAAAAUUCGUUUUUUAUAUAUAGAAAUAUAAAAUUAAAUUUUUUAUGAAUUUUAUUUUUUUUUUAUUAAAACUCUUUUAGUAAGCGUACAUUAAGUGAAAAGAAAGAAAGAAAGAAUAACAACAACAACAACAACAAAACACAGCAACAACAACAACAACAAAGUGGAAAAAGCGAAAUGAAAAGCAACAACCAAUCCGUUGGUUUGUGUGUGUGUUUUUUAAUGUUUCUUUUAAUUUUUUGUUUGUUAUAAUAUGGAACAAAUUUUGGAAACGAAAUGAAAAAAAGAGAAAGAAAAAGAUGAGAGGAGGACAACUGAAAAGAAAGAAAGAAAAAAAACACUGUAUGUUUUGUUUAUAUAAUUAGAAUUAUUACUCUACUACUACUACUAUCUACAACUACAAUCUAUCUAUCAUAUUAUCUAUUAUAUUUUGUCGUGUGUUCAACAACAACAACUACAAAACUAAACAAAAAACAAAACAAAGAAACGAAACGAAGCGAAAUUUUAAGCAGGUGUCAAAUUACAGCCCACCUCGACAACAACAAUUACUAAAAACUAAACCAACAACACAACAAGUGUAAACAAAAACUUAAAAACAAAACAACAAACAAAAUCAUAAUGAAAAUAAUCUUACAUAAAACACAUAAGAAGGAAUACAAAUUUAGAAGGUCGAAACAAAAACCAAAUAGGGAGUUUACGUAUAUAUAUAUUAUGUGUAUGCUGUACUCGGUAAGCAGAAGCAGAAAAAGAAGAAGAAGAAGCAGUUUUUUAUAACCGUAUAACAGUACUCGACUCUCACAUACACACACAGAAACAAACACCCCGAGUAUAUAUAUACAAUAUAUAUUCCUAGUUAAGUUGUGUCUCUCAAACCUAAUGCCAAUCAAGCAAUCUUAAGUGUACAGAGCUGUAUAAUAGUUUUCGAGAAUUGAGAUUUCCUGCGAGAAGAUGAAUUGUUAUAUUGUUUGAGUAGUAGAAAGUCAGAGAGAGAGAGAGAUAGAGAAGGAAUGAAGCGAGAGAGAGAGAGAGCAUUGUAAUGUGUUUGCCUUGAAACGAAAACAAAAAUAACGGUGCUGAAAUGUUAAUUUUUUUAUAUAACGAGUCAAAGCGAGCGACAAGUGUUACAUAUAGGCAAAACGAAACUGUUAUAAUUCACUACUAUAUACACACACACACACACCACUACACUACACACUACACAACACACUCAACUACCUUACUUAGUUUCUCAACUAGUGUAUAACAGUUUUUUAUAUACAUAUAUCCAUAGCGAAACUGAAGUAACUGAAUCGGAGCAACAAACAAUCAAACAAGCAACAACAAAACCAAUCAAUACCAAGACAAUAGCCCAAUUUUGUUACCAAUAUAUAUAUAGAGUUUAACGUGAAGAGUUAAUUUUUUUUUUUAAUAAUUAUAACACAUUUAUUUUGUUUGUUUUAUAAAUACAUACAUACAUAUUACAUACGAUUAUAGAGUUAUAUACAAUACAUGCAUACAUUUAAUUAUUUUGCUUUUUUGUUUCUUUUUUGCCUUACUUUAGUUAGUCGUAGAAAUAGUACAGUUCGUAUAACACUUGCAACUGUUAUACCACAACCAUAAAAAAUCAACAUUUCGGCCACAAAAAAAAAUGCAAAAAUUUGAACUUUCGGGUAGAAAACAAAAACAAAAUCAAAAACAAUCCAAUUCAGAAAGAACAGCAGAACAAGAGAACAAAAAAUGAAGAUAGGCUUUUUUAUGGCAGUUUAGGACAAAGAUAUUUUGAUGACAUACAAACAAUACGAUACUACGAUACGAUAAACACAUGUGUAAAAGAUCUAUUGAUGAAGAUUGAACAAGUAAUUAAAAUACCUCAAUGUAAGUGCAUUAUCUUCUAUGACAAAACCAACAAAACAAAACAAAACUAAACUAAACUAAAAAAAAAGAAAAGAAAACAAAAAACAAAUGUUAAAACCUAACGAAUAUGUAAAGUGUGAGCUAAAGCGAAACAACAUAAAACAAAAAGAAAAAGAAAAACAAAUGAAAACAAAAUCUACAACUAAAUGAAGAAGGAAAUUCAUAAAAAUAAAAAAGAAUCAUAAUGAUAAUUAUGAUAGUUUUUAAGUAAAAGAAAAGAAAAGAAAAACAAAAUGUAAACAACCUGAAGGACAACAUACUAAAAAUAACAACAACAACUACAACUACAAAAACACAGCAACUACAACAAAAAUGAACUAGGAACAACAACUACAACUAAAAAAAGGCAUAUCAAUAAAUCAAGCGAGAAAAGCAUAGCACACAAAGUGAAGAUCGGACGCGCAGGUAUAACAGAAUAUAUAUAUAAUAUAUAUAUAAAGGGUAAACAGUUCCAUCAACAACAAACAACAACAACAACAACAGACUCGACCCAGAAACAGACAACAACAACAACAAGAAGAACCAGAACAGCCAGAAGAAGAAGAAGAACUCACAUCGCAAGCUGAAGAGAGAAAUUGUUAAAGUUUUGGUAUUUCCUAUAUAUAUUAUGUGUAUGUAAGCCAGGAGAGGUGUAUAGUACAUAGGGGCAUAUAUAUGUAUAUGUGUGUGUAUAUAUACAAUAUUUAUAUAUAUGAUAUAUGUGUAUGUGUAUAUGUGUUGGAAAUUCCAAAAAGCGUAACUUGUUGUUAUUGUUAUACAUAUGAUAAACGAUGUUUUCUUUUGUUGUUCCUCAAACAUAAAUGCAUACAUAUUCUAUAUAUACAUAUGUGUAUAUAUAUAUUAUAUAUGUAUAUAAUUUUUAAUCAUUUAAUACAAAACAAAAGAGGGAGAGAGGAAAACAAAUGUCCAAAGUUGUCAAUACAAAGAGCAUAUACCUUAUAUAUAUAUAUAUAUAUAUAUAUACUAUAUAGACAGACCUAUUAAAUGACCUAUACUAUACGAUGAUGAUGAUGAUGAUACGAUGAUAUGGAUGCAUGCUUCUUGGUGACGAUGCCUAAGCAUUUUAUUUAUAUAUAUACGAAAUGAAAAAAAAAAUCCAAACAAAAAUCGACACAAACAAAACAAAAAAAAAAAAAGUAAAACGAAUUUUUAUAAAAAAUUCCAAAAAUGUAAUCUAGCAAAAACAUUGGCAAUGUUUUUGAACUUGCAUUGUUUUUAUUUUGCAUAAAAUUCCAAAUGCUGAAGCAAGAGAAAGUAAAAAGUAGAAGGCAAGAAAAGAGUGAGAGAGAAAGAGAAAAAGAGAGCGAGGAGCAGCGUGGUUGAGUUAACUAACUAAAUUGCUCUGUUUAAGGGGGGUUUACCAAAACAAACUAUUAAGGAAUAUAUAUUAUACAUAAAUAAUAAUCAUAAACGAAACGAUGAAGACAAAAAGGAAAAAAAAGAAAGAGAUAGAGAAAGAGAAUGAGAAAAAGAGACCACAGUGAGUGAAGAGCGUGCGCGUUGAAAACGACAGCGAGAGAUAGAUAGAGAUAGUGAUAGCGAAGUAGAACGAGAGAGCAGCAAAGAAAUUAUUUUUUAGUAUUUAGAGGCUAUUUUAUGUUGAUUAUAUAUAAGUAUAAGAUUAUACUAAUCCCAGAGACAGAGAGAGAUAGAGAGAGAAAGCGAAAGUGAGAGUGAGAGUUACGAUCUCUGGCGAUGCGUGUGAUUGAGUAAUUAUGAUAUAAUAAUAUGGAAGAUAUGUUUCAAAGAUUGUCUUUGUGAUUGUUCUUCGUUGGUCUACUACUACAUAGAGUCGAAGGUGUAUUAUCAUUAUUAUCAGCAAGCAUGUCCGAAUGUCCGUGUGGCAAAAAAGAAGAAGAUUGAACAACGACAAUUUUCAUUCAUCUUUUUGUCAGCACAUUGAGGGAUUCCUUAGUUUUUUUUUUUUUUUUUUUUUUUUUUCUUUGUUUAAUUGCUCAAAGUACGUAAGAUUAUUUGCUUUGGUGAGUAGGAAAAAAGAAAAUCUCGAUCCUUCGAAAAUGUUCUCCAAAAAUUUCAGAUUUGUUGUCUUCAGUCUGUCUCGGUCAAUCUCUAUUAAAUCUGCUGGGAGUUCUUCAUGAAGAACUUCUGGCACUCAAAAUCUCUUCAUCAUUUGCCCAAAAUGAAAAAAGCAUACGAAUUAAAUGAGAAAGAAAAUUUUUUUUUUUAAUUUAAGAUUCUUGUAUAUUCUUAUAUCGUUAUUGAAACGCAGGCGGAGCGACAGAAAUAAAGAAAAAAGGGAGAGAAGUAGGCGAAGGAGCCGGAGCAGCAAAUGUGGAUAAAAGAGAAAAUGAAAGGGUAGAAGAAAAUUAAAUUUUAACUUGAGGUUGAGGUUGAGCUUGAGGCAGACGAAAGGAUGUGAGGGGGGGACAACUCUGAACCAGGUGGCAACGAUCGGCCACAAUCGAUAGGCAGUUAUCGAUAGCUCAGGAACAUGGCUUAUCAAUUCUGAACUUGAUUCAAAUUGCAUUCUUCUAUCAUUUACCCAACCUUCUCCAUAUCUAUGUAUAUUUUUGGCCAUUAUUUGAACUACACACACACACACACACACAUUCACGAACACACACAGAGACAGAGACAACGACAGAGGACGAUCGGGUUUUUAAUUUUGCACACAAACAAACAAACAAAACAUGGAAUGAAGGACAGCAAGAAGAAGCAAGGAACGAACGUGAGCGAAAGCGAAGCAAAGUUAAAAUUUAAUUUUUCUAAAAGUACUUUUUUGUGUUGUAAGUUGUGCCAAGUACUGAUAACGUUUAAGGUGUGAUAAACUCGUUUUAAAAUUUAACAACUAUUUAAACUAUUACUAAAACAAAACAAAAACAAAACAACAAAAAAAAAUGACAAAAACUUAAAAAAAAAAAUUUAUUUUAAUUUUAUAAAAAUGCUUUGGAUAUACAUACACACACACACACACCCAAACACACACACACACACACCAGACUUCAAAGUACUUUGACAUUUGAUUUGACAGCAAAAACUAGAACAACAACAACAACAACUACCACAACAACAACAAGAACAAGAACUACAACAAUUGCUUUGCUAUUACAAAUUACUAUUUAAUUUAUUCAUAUAUAUGGUAUAUAUAAAUUUUUUUCAUAUAAUUUCUUAACGUAAACCUAUAAAAAUAAUGAAAAUUUAUACUCUUUGAAAGAUAAAAAUAAUCGAUUUAAAACAAAGAAAUUUUUAAGAAAUGAAAAACAAAUAUGAUAAAGGCGAAAAUUAUAAGAGAAAGGCGAACGAAGGGAGAAACGUUGCAGAAAGGCAAAGAGAGAGAGAGAGAGAGAGAGGUAUGGGAGGGAGGAGUAUACUUUUUAAAAGGGCAUAUUUUUUUAUAUACAUAUAUUUACAUAUUUACAUAACGUUUUUAGCGGUACAAACAUCGUGAGUACAAAUCAAUAUUUAUUUUUCUUUUUGUUUUCGGUUUUUUUUUUGUGUGUCUUCGAUUAUAUAAAGUGAGAAAAACAAAAACUAAAAACUUAAAAAAAAAAAACAAAGAAUUUAGGGAUUUUCAUAAAAAUACAAAAAUUAAAAAAGAGAAGGCGAAACAAAUGAAAUUGUUUUGAAUUGUUCAAUUGUUAAGGCGAGUGUAAAAGUUGGGGGAAGGAAGCAACGAGGGAAACAGUUGAAACACUUUUUAUACGAUGGUUAGCGAUAGUUAACGAUGAUCACAAUAAUACGAUAACGAUAACGAUAACGAUAUAAAGCGAGUUUUAAACGUAGGCUUAACGACACGCCGAGCAAGUUGAAAGAGCCGAGCAAAUUAACAGCAGACAAAUAGCCCAGACAAUUAAGCAAAGAAGCCGUCACCUCACUUAAUACCAAAAAAACAAAAAUUGAAUAUGAGGUGGAAAAAUAUGUGAACAAAAGGUAUUCAAAAGAAAACUCUUAAUCAGCGCGCCGGAAAGUCAAGAAAACGCAAGUAAAAAGUCAAGAUGAAAAUUGAAAAUAAAAAUAAAAUAAAUGGGGGUUCAGUUUUAAUACUUUUUCUUUUUUUUUUUAACAAAAUAUGAAGAAAAUUUGGACGCAAACAAUCAAGUCAGUUCAGCAAAGAGCAGAAACAGCAGCACAUCAAAUGGAAUGAAAUGGAAAUGAAAUAAAAACAAGAACAAAAACAAAAAUAAAAAUAAAAAUAUAUAAAAAUAACCGGACAUAGAGAGAUAUAGGUCAAUGUUAUAGAGCAACAGAUUAGAACAGAUUAGAUCAGAUCAGUUAACCUAAAGCAGAACAGAACCGAACCGAACAGAACAGAAUAACAGUUAAAACAAAACUCCUCGGAUACGACACAACUGUACUAAAAAUGAAAUUGAAACAUGAAAUACAUGAAACAUGGCAUGAAACAUGCAUGUCAAGAAAAAAUGAAAAAUGAAAUGAAACAACACAAUAAAAGAAACAAAACAAAACAACAACAAUAACAAUUACAACAAACAACAACAACAAUGAGAAAACUAUUCAAAUGGUAUGAAUUAAAUAUACAUACAAAUAUAUAUUUUUAGCAUUUAAGCGCAUACAAAACAAAAUGAAAAUGAAAAUGAAAGAAAAUACGAAAAACCAGAUAACUGAAAUCUAUAUUGUCAGCCCUAAGAGUUUACAUGUACUAAAAAGAAAAUUACAAAAAAAAAAAAAUUAUAAAAAAAAAAAUCAAAAGCAAGCAAAAAAAUGCCCAUACAACAUACAUACAUGCAAAUAUGCGAUUAUAGUAAACACACACACACACAGAUACAUCUACACAUACUCUCGCAUGUCCCCCUAUAUAAGUAUACGUGUAUUGCAACAAAAAUCCAACAUUUCAGCAAAAAACAAAACAAAACAAAAGCAUAAAUAAUUGGCUAAACAAAUGCGAAUAAAUUAUUUUACGAUACGAGAGAUUCACAAUAACAGUAAGACCGUGUGCAACGAAACGAAAUGGAAUUGAAACACUCCAUGAAAAUGAAACAAAACAAAUAACAUCAGUUUUGCCUUUACACAUUUUUUUUUGUAUGUAUAUUUUGCAUUUCUUUCUUUUUUUUUUAAUUUUUCUUUUUCAUUCGAAACAAUAUAUAAUACUGUAUUUAAAUUAAUAAUUAUUACGUAUAUAAACAUUUAUAUAUAUAUAUGUUUUUUUCGAAUUGUAAUAAAUUCAUACGGUAAUCAACUGGAGACUGAGCUACAACAUAUAUUUAGUUACCGUUAUGUUUAUUGCAUUUGAAGAAAUCCCAAAAAAAACUAAAAUAAAAUACAAAAAAAAAAAACAAAAAAAAAUACAUUCAUUCUUCACACACAAAAAAAAAACAAAAUACACACACACUAUCAUCGCCUCCCCCAUAUACGAUAUGUUAAUUAUGAUUCGAUACUUUAUGCAUAAAAAUAUUUCAAUAAUUUAAAAUUGGUUUGAUUCCUUAAAUUGCAAAGUUCAUUUGAUGCCAACGCCAUUUCGAUACACACACACACACACCCCUCCCCCAUUCCACCCCAUCCCCCGCCCACCCCAAAGAAAAAACAACCCUUAAAAAACCGUUGAAAAAAACAAACAAAACAACUUCCAAUAAACGAUUUGCCUGUGUGAUAGUAGUUUAUAAUUAAAAUCGUUUAUUGGACCCGUUCACCCUCCUUCACCUACCCCUUAAUUAAACACACCCCCCGCACACACACACACACACACACACUCACACACAGCACAUCAGAGGAAAUAGCAUUUUAAAUGGCGAGCAACGUAGGAAAUCAUUUAUAUAUAUAUAAAAUACAUAUUGAAUCGAUGAGAGAAAUCUAUAAUUUAAUAUGAUAACAAAAAACAAAAACAAAACACAAAAAGAAGUUGCAUAAAAAACCAUGAUAA